This is a messenger RNA of Brenthis ino (lesser marbled fritillary), 828 nucleotides long. The record is from the annotation of a GenBank genome assembly. NCBI's taxonomy places the organism in Eukaryota, Metazoa, Arthropoda, Insecta, Lepidoptera, Nymphalidae.
AUGUCAAAUAUUCGCGUAAAUCUAAGAAAGUAUUAUGUGAACCAGUACGGACUGGAAAUCGCAAACCAAAUACGCCGGUUAGAAGAUCUGAAGACAAAGCGCGCAAGAUUAUUAACAUCUUUAACAUUCUUGAAGAGAUGUCGAGAUCAUCGUCUCAUUCCUACGUGUGUGAAAAUAUCAUCUAAAAAGAACAUACGGGGAAGCGCCAAGAUCGUUAACAAGGCAAGUUUUAAGUUGUUACGGACGGUGAUUCGUCAAACCCGCCGUGAUCUACGCAGUAACGACCGGUACGUAGAACAAACGUCCCUUAAUAUAAAGACAGUAUUGACACCAAGUGAUUUUAAUGAUUGCAUUGAAACUUUAAAUAAGCGCGAAACAUCUAAAUUUAACCAAUGCAAAAACAAACAUAUAUUAAAAUACCAAAAAUUAGUCGAGAAAUAUAACAUCAAAAAGAAAACCAAAAACAAUAACGGAACGCGCCCGUCUACCACAGUUUCAAAUUCGUGCGUACGUCAAACAGUUGUCAAUCUGUCAAAACAAACAUUGGACGAAUCUACUAUUCAAGUACUAAGUAAAGGCUUAAAUUUUGCUGUUGCGCCGACACGCAUCCCUUAUGAGAAUAUUAUUUGUGCAGUUGAAGAUGCUCUGGCCAAAAAUAGUAUGAAAUCUGAGGAUAUGGAGGCCAUACGUCAAGAUGUUUCAUCUUUGUUACGUCGUAGCUCAAGGCCCAAACCUAAUCUCAACAAACAACAGUAUUUAGCGUUGAAGAACUUACGCAGCAGGUCAGACAUUAUGAUACUACGCGCAGACAAGGAAAUGCCACCGUCG